CUACGUAUUGGCUGUAUCCGAUCAUAAAUUGGUAAGGUGCCGUCACCUUAUAUCAUUCACAAAAAAGGGAAACAAUUUUCAUCAGCUCAAGUAACUGGGGCCAUUAUCUUUCUACGGUAUACUUGACGUUUCAUCAUGAAUGGCACAACAGCGAUUGGAAGUCUUGAACGCCUUGAYAUCUCMCUUAAAUCAAGACCCACCGRGCUUAUAGUCUUUGAAAGUCUAGUAUUUGGACUACUUUAUCUUGGGACGGUGUUUGGAAAUAGUCUCACUGUAUAUCUGGUGUGGAAAUCCAAAUCUCUUCGAACUAUCCCAAAUGCAUUCGUUGUUUCUUUAGCCUUCUCGGAUCUAGGAAUGGGUUGUCUAUCGAUGCCUUUACUCCUAAUAGUUCUUAUAAAAUCGAACUGGUCAUUUGGAGACGCAGCAUGUCAAUAUCAGGGGUUCAUAUCUGUCUUAAUGGCCGCUUCAUCGACGCARAAUCUUACCUGGAUGGCUAUUAAUAGGUAUUUUAGCGUCGUAAAGCCGCAGCAGUCCCGUAACCUUUUCACUAAGCAAAAGACUACUUACAUUAUCUCGAGCGUAUGGACUUUAUCUCUUCUUGCUCCGAUUCCUUAUCUUUCCUCGGGGAGUAAAUUCAUAUUCAAUCCCGGUAAGUUUUUCUGCUAUGUGAGCGUGGACUCGCUGUGGUUUGCUAUAUUUCUGGUAACCGUAUUUGUUGGUUUCCCAACAAGYGUAAUMUUYAUGUGCUACUUCAGAGUUUUUMAAGCGGUACAACAUCAUAACAAAACAGUUCUCAAUUCAAGAGAURGGACUGUAAGCGCACAAGAAAUCAAGAUAGCCAAAACAUUGUUUGUAAUUGUCGUAGUUUUUAUGACUUGUUGGUCGCCAGUCCUGAUCAUGGAUUUCAUUGAUACCGUCAGAGGGGAUUACAGUCUUYCCAGACCAGCAUAUACCGUUUACACGUUCCUCGCUUCAUUUAGUAGUGCAGUCAACCCCGUUAUUUAUGGUAUAAUGAACCCUAAGUUCAGAAAGGAAUAUCUAAGGGUGUUACUUUGUAAGGCACUAAGAGGAGUUAAAGUCGAAGCAACAGCUGACACAGCUCUACACGUCAAGGAAAACCGUACAAAUUGAAAAUAAAGCCUUCUUCAGAAUUACGUGAAUUAUAGAUUUUAAGCACUUGUUUUGAACUAUAUAUGUUGACAAAUGUCAACUUUUAAAAAUGGAUGAAAAUAAUUUAAAAGCUUAUAUAUGAAUGCAUGAUAAGAAAUAUUAAACCAGAUUUGUCAGUGCUUCUUCGCGUCUCUAAUUAAAUUCUCUUCUCAUUAACGAUAAUUAAUUAAUCAUUAGUUUAAUCAUAAUUAAUAUUGCAUUAUUACAUCGAUAGAUAUAGCCUGAUUUACAUGUUCUACUGUUGUGUAGUCAAUACAACAAGUACACAACCUUAAUGGGAUUUAGAACAGUUCCUUUAUGUACACGAAAUAUUUACAAUAAAUACAAUUUGACUUUUGAUAAGUGAAACCUGACAUUUUUUACAAUUGUUGACAGAGUUUUCAUUUCCUAGUCAUUAGUGCUUGUAAUCACCAAACAGAAUUAAACACGAAAAAACUGUUCAAAGUGACAUAUAUAUCAAGAGUUACCUUUCGUUCAUUCGAUUACAGUUUAUAGUCCAGGA
Exaiptasia diaphana is the source of this 1672-nucleotide messenger RNA. RefSeq names its product melatonin receptor type 1B-B-like. Gene Ontology annotation, biological process: G protein-coupled receptor signaling pathway. The transcript has a single exon. The record is from RefSeq and is a predicted model, not a curated record. Gene Ontology annotation, cellular component: membrane. NCBI's taxonomy places the organism in Eukaryota, Metazoa, Cnidaria, Anthozoa, Actiniaria, Aiptasiidae. Gene Ontology annotation, molecular function: neuropeptide Y receptor activity. The coding region runs from base 136 to 1131 and encodes 331 amino acids.